AGUCUAGCCGGCUGAGUGAGUGUAUUUGAGGCGGUUUCCCUCUGAGGGGCGGUGAAAGCGUGCAGCAUGAGAUACACCCAGCGCCUGAGGCUACUGAAGCGCUCACACAUCCACAGUUGCUUCCUCACUGACUCUGGGAAUCACAUAGUUGUACAGAGACUCGCUAUAUUACAGCGGAAUUUUAUUCAAUUCUCGAGGAUUUUUGGCAGGAAUCUGCUUUUCCCCCUCAGUUUUAUUAAAUCCAGCGCGUGCGGUUCAAUCAGCGCUGAUCUCAUCAGUUUAGUCCAAAUCUCUGACCAAGCAGGAGGCCUUCUCCCUUUAGCAGAACCAACUGACGAGGAAUUUGGCAGGAACACACUACCUGAGGGAUGAAUGAGGUUUCCACCACAUUAUUAAAACGCUGUCGCCUGGUCAGAGCUGAGACGGACCCGGUUUCUAGCAGUAACACUUCCCUCAGUCACGAUGCUUCAGGGGACAAGGAAUCAGUGUUCCCUCUAUCGUCGGUGGCCGGUAUCCUGGAUGCAGAGGAGAACAGUGUUCCUGCUGCCACACGGACAGAGACCAAGCCCAAUCUUCGCAACAAGUUCCAGGGAGCCUUCAAGAAGGGCAUCACUAACCCCAUGGACCGGCUUGAAUCCACCAUCUAUGAGGCCCCGGGGAACACAGGCCCCAAACAGGCCCCUAUGGACUCGCUGUUCGACUACGGCACAUAUCGUGCUGCCAAUAAUCCCAAAUGGCGCAGGAAGAAGCUUGCUCGUGGGAACACAGACAACGUGGUGUCCUGUGAUGAGCUCAGCUUGGAUCCUCCGAGGGUUCUGAAGUUGUUUAAUCGCACGGUACUGUUCGAUGCUGUAUCUCGGGCAGAUCCGGAUGCUCUGGAUGGACUGCUGGAGUUCCUGCAGAGUCACAACAAGAGACUAACGGACGAGGAGUUCAGAGAGCCGUCCACAGGGAAAACGUGUCUUCUGAAAGCUCUGCUGAAUUUAUACGGUGGGAGGAACAACACCAUCCCGUUGUUGCUGGACGUCGCUGAGCAGACGGGGAACCUGCAUGAGUUCGUCAACACACCCUUCAGAGACCUCUACUACCGGGGUCAGACAGCUCUGCACAUUGCCAUCGAGCGACGCUGUAAACACUACACUGAGCUGCUGGUGGAGAAAGAAGCAGAUGUUCAUGCUCAGGCUCGGGGACGAUUCUUCCAGCCCCGAGAUGAGGGGGGAUAUUUUUACUUUGGUGAACUCCCUCUCUCGUUGGCCAGCUGCACUAACCAGCCUGCCAUGGUACAAUAUCUGAUCGAGAACAGCCACAAGAAAGCAGAUCUGCGGCGUCAGGACUCACGUGGCAACACGGUCCUGCAUGCGCUCGUGCACGUGGCAGACAACACGCGUGAAAACACACGUUUCGUCACUAAGAUGUACGACCUGCUGCUUAUCAAGAGCGCAAAGCUUUACCCAGAAAGCAACCUGGAGCAGGUGCUCAACAAUGACGGCAUGUCACCGCUCAUGAUGGCCGCCAAACUCGGCAAGAUCGGGGUUUUUCAGCACAUAAUUCGGAGAGAAAUAAAAGAUGAUGAGGUGCGUCACCUGUGCAGGAAGUUUAAGGACUGGGCGUAUGGACCCGUUUACUCGUCUCUCUAUGACCUGUCUUAUCUGGACACCUGUGGCGAGGAUGUCUCUGUGUUGGAGAUCCUCGUCUAUAACAGCAGGAUCGAGAACCGUCACGAGAUGUUGGCCGUGGAGCCAAUUAAUGAGCUGCUGAGGGCAAAAUGGCAGAAAUUUGCCUCCAUGACGUUUUACAUCAGCGUGGUGUCGUACCUCAUCACCAUGAUCGCCUUCACACUCGUCGCCUACUACCGUCCUUCAGGAAGCACGCCUCCAUAUCCAUACGUAACUACAGGAGAUAAACUGCGUCUGGCAGGAGAAUUGAUCACAUUCGGCUCUGGACUGUUUUUCUUCAUAAGUAACAUAAAGGACCUGUUUCUGAAGAAAUGUCCGGCAGUCAGCUCUUUGUUUAUUGAUGGAUCCUUUCAACUCCUCUAUUUUCUGUACUCAGUGCUGGUGUUGGUGACGGUGGCUCUGUACCUGGCCGGAGUGCAGCACUACGUGAUGGUGAUGGUGUGUGCGCUGGUCUUAGGAUGGAUGAACACACUCUAUUUCACCAGAGGCUUCAAACUCACUGGCACAUACAGCAUCAUGAUCCAGAAGAUUCUGUUUAAAGAUCUAUUUCGCUUCUUGUUGGUCUAUGUCCUCUUCAUGAUCGGCUACGCCUCAGCUCUGGUGUCUCUGCUCAAUCCGUGUCCCCCCAACACCACAGACACUACCUGGGACAUCACAGUAAAGUCGUACUGCAGAGACACAGUAGCUUUCAGCACCUUUCUGCUGGACCUGUUCAAACUGACCAUCGGGCUGGGAAACCUGGAAGAAAUGCUCCAGGGUAUGCAGUACCCAGCUGUCUGCCUCAUCCUUGCUGUCACUUACAUUGUCCUGUCUUUUGUGCUCCUGCUCAACAUGCUGAUCGCUCUGAUGGGUCAGACCGUCACCAAGGUGUCCAAACAGAGCAAGAAGAUCUGGAAGCUCCAGUGGGCCACAACGAUCCUAGACAUCGAGCGCUCUUUACCUGUGUGUCUGCGCAAAAAGUUCCGUGUGGGUGAAAUGGUAACAGUGGGCAAGAACUGGGACGGGACGCCUGAUAAACGCUGGUGCUUCAGAGUGGAUGAGGUGAAAUGGUCAGACUGGAACCACAAUCUGGGAAUCAUUAAUGAGGAUCCAGGACUCAAAGAGCAAAAUGAACACGCACAUGGCAACACAAAACGACUGCGACGAGAUCGCUGGUCCACAGUGGUUCCUCGUGUAAUCGAGCUGAACAGAGGCUCCAGAGAACACGUGGUGGAGAUGAUGGAGCCGCUGAAGAACAGAAACAGUUUUAACUCGAGCUAGAACUGGACUGAACCACAGAGCUGCACUGCAACUAUAGAUAGAAAAAUCACAGAGAGAUCAGAUGCAGAGCAGAAGACAGAGGACUGGAAACAGGCCAUCAUCAGGACAGGAGACCAAGUCCACUCCAGUCACUGCACAGGAGAGGAAGUCCACGUUGGCUGUAGGCACUUCAUACAGACUUUAUUUUAAUGAAUUUUUUAUUGUAUAUUUAAGUCAAGUAAUUUUCAGCAUUCUUUCUCAGGGAUGUGUCUGGAGAUAAUAUGGAUGUUGUUGAGCAUUCAGAAAAACAAUAAAGACAUCAUAAGUUUGCAGUAAGGAAAUACCAAAGACAACAUUCAAGCAGUGAUAAAUAAAUAUUUUUCUUGCAUUUACUGCUCUUGAGGAAACACAAGGUUUUCAUGAUGUACUGGGUUAACCUAAUUUUAUUUAUAGUGAAAUAUUAAAAGAAACAAAGAAACAAAAAAAAAAUUAAAAAUACAACAGCAAUAAUUUCCAGCAUGUCAUAAUUAAAAUAUUAUUAGUUUCUUGAACAUGACACAUUGGUUUAGUCUCAUUAGCAUUUUUUUGCAAUCAAACAUCAAAAAUGUGUGUAAUAUCAACAGUAAACACCUGUAGAAGUGAGGAACUGUUAGCUAAUAACAGUGUAUAGUAAGAGUUUGGUCCAAACAGCAUGUUUUUAAAUCUUAACAUUAUGCCUCCUGUUCACAAUAUGAUGUAUUUUUCAUAUCUUGUUCAUUUUGGGUUUGCACAUCAUUUUUUUUUUAAUCUUUAUAUCAUGUUGUAUGCCUGUACAGUCAGAUUCAUAAAGGAACCUUUUUUACAUUCAAAAAGUCAUGUGACUCAUUUUUAUGUAAAAAUAUUAAUGUAGUUCAGAAUCAGGUGAUAUCUUGUACAGAGUUCCUAUAAAUGAUCAAUUAAGACGUUUGCUCUGGAGGCUAAUAUAACAGAUUUUAGAGCUUUAUUUUUUGCAGAAGGCUAAAGUUUCCUUCUUAUUUAUGGGACUCCAAGUAGUACAAAUACAAUAAAUACGUAUUAAUGAAGCGCA
This is a messenger RNA of Tachysurus fulvidraco (yellow catfish), 3981 nucleotides long. RefSeq names its product transient receptor potential cation channel, subfamily V, member 4 (gene trpv4). The transcript has 17 exons. Gene Ontology annotation, biological process: actin filament organization; calcium ion import across plasma membrane; osmosensory signaling pathway. The record is from RefSeq and is a predicted model, not a curated record. Gene Ontology annotation, cellular component: cilium; membrane. Lineage: Eukaryota; Metazoa; Chordata; Actinopteri; Siluriformes; Bagridae. The coding region runs from base 369 to 2936 and encodes 855 amino acids. Gene Ontology annotation, molecular function: calcium channel activity; protein binding.